Molecule: messenger RNA, 1750 nt
Organism: Echinostoma caproni
Lineage: Eukaryota; Metazoa; Platyhelminthes; Trematoda; Plagiorchiida; Echinostomatidae
Source: the annotation of a GenBank genome assembly
GCGCAAAAAUGGAUAAAUGUUGAAGUAUGGGUAAUAAAGUAUUCACAAAUCCUUUACAUCGAUGAUGAUGAUGAUGACGAGUUGUCGGAUGAUUAUGAUUAUGAUGAUAAUAAUAUUGACGAUUCGGAUGAUGAUGCUGAUGACGAUGUUGGUUGGGAAGAUGAUGAUCAUGAUGAUGAUUCUGAUGAUGAUGAUAAUGAAAAUGUUGAUGAUGAUCAUGAUGAUGAUGGUGAUCAUGAUUCGGAAGAUGAUGGCGAUGAUGAUGAUGAUGAUGAUGAUGAUGAUGAUGAUGAUGAUGAUGAUGUUGAUUCGAAGGAUGAUUCGGAUGAUGAAGAUGAUGAUGAUGAUGAUGAUGACUCGAAUGAUUAUGAUGAAGAUGAUUCGGAUGUUGAUGAUGUUGAUUAUGGUGAUGAUGAUGAUGAUUCGCAUGAGGAUGAUGAUGAUUAUGAUGAUUCGAAUGAUGCUGAUUCGGAUAUUGAUGAUUCGGAUGACGACGAAGAUGAUGAUGAUAUGGAUGAUGAUAACGAUGCUGAUUCGGACGAUGAUGUUUAUGCUGAUGAUGUUGAUGAAGAUGACGUUGAUGAUAUUGAUGAUGAUGGUGAUCAUGUUCAUGGUGAUGACGAUGACGAAUAUUCGGAUGUUGAUAAUGAUGAUGAUCAUGAUGAUGGUGCGGAUGAUGAUGAUCAUGAUGAAGAUGAUGAUGAUGAUCCGGAUGAUGAUGUUGAUGAUGAUGGUGUUUCGGAUGAUGAUGGUGAUGAUGAUGGUAAUUGGAGUGAUGACGAAAACAAUGAUGGUCGUCAUUCGAAUGAUGACGAUGUUGACGAUGAAGAUGUUUACGAUGAUUCGGAAGAUGAUGUUGAUUCGGAAUAUGAUGAGGAUGAGGAUAAUGAAUCGGAUAAUGGUGAUGAUGAAGAUGAAGAUGAUGAUUCGGAUGAUGAAGAUGAUUCUCAUGAUGAUGAUGAGUCGGAUGAGUAAUCUGACGAUGAUGAUGAUGAUGAUGACCAUGAUAAUGGUGAUGAUGAUGGUGCUGAUGUUGAUGAUGAGGAUGAUGUUGAUGAUGCGGAUGAUGAUGAUGAUGAUGAUGACGAUGAUGAUGACAAUGAUGAGGAUGAUGAGUCGGAUGAUGGUGAUCCGAAGGAUGAAGAUGACGAAGACUCGGAUGAUGAUGAUGAUAAAUAUGAUGAUGAUGAUCCUGUACAUGAUGAUGAUGAUGACGAUGGUUCGUCUGAUGAUGAUGAUGAUGAUUAUAUUUCGGAUGAUGAUGGGGAUGAUGAUGGUGAUUUGGGUGAUGAUGACAAUACUGAUGGUGGUGAUUCGGAUGUUGAUUCGUAGGAAUAUUCGGAUGAUGAAGAUGAUGAUUAUGAUGAUUAUGAUGAUGAUGAUGAUGAUGAUUCGCAUGAGUUUCAUGAUGAUUAUGAUGAUUCGAAUGAUGCUGAUUCGGAUAUUGAUGAUUCGGAUGAUGACGAAGAUGAUGAUGACUUGGAUGAUAAUGAUGAUGCUGAUUCGGACGGUGAUGCUUAUGAUGAUGAUGUUGAUGAUGAUGACGAUGAUGAUAUUGAUGAUGAUGAUGAUCAUGUUCAUGGUGAUGAUGAUGAAGAUGAUUCGGAUGUGGACGAUGAUUCGGAUAAUGAUGAUGAUGAAGAUGAUGAUGACGAUGAUGAUAAUGAUGAUGAUGAUGAUAAUGAAGAUGAUCAUUAUGAUGGAGAUGUUGUUGCGAAGGAUCAUUAGGAUGAUGAAGUAUAUCAUGUGA